Molecule: messenger RNA, 1196 nt
Organism: Ananas comosus (pineapple)
Lineage: Eukaryota; Viridiplantae; Streptophyta; Magnoliopsida; Poales; Bromeliaceae
Product: peptidyl-tRNA hydrolase ICT1, mitochondrial
Exons: 8
Coding region: 148-762 (204 amino acids)
Biological process (GO): translational termination
Molecular function (GO): translation release factor activity
Source: RefSeq, a predicted model, not a curated record
CACCUCCACUCUCCGCGACGUCCACAAAACACCCACGAACACCUCUCUCACGGCAAAUCAAAUCCCCUAACCCUAACCUUAACCCUAACCCCUCUCUCUCUCUCUCUCUCUCUCUCUCUCUCUCUCUCUCUCUCUCUUUUCGCAACAAUGGCGAUUCUCCGAAGCAGUAUCCUCCUCUUUCCGAGCCGCAUCCACUUCGGGAUUAGGCACGUCCGAUGCGCGGCGUCGGAGUCGGCGGCGGAGGCGGAUGGGGGGAAGAAGGUGUCGGCACGGCUCUCGAUGAUGCAGCAGAUCCUCCGAGAAGCCGAGGACCGGGCCGUCUCCGCGGGAUCCGAGCCCAGCCCCAAGAUCACGCUGGAUCAUGUCACUGUUAGCUUUGCAAGAAGUGGUGGGCCUGGUGGUCAGAAUGUCAACAAAGUGAAUACCAAGGUGGACAUGCGCUUCAAUGUCAAGCAGGCAAAUUGGUUGGGUGAGAGAAUUAGGGAGAGAAUACUUCAAAUGGAAAAGAAUCGUAUCAACAAGGAUGGGGAGCUUGUAAUUUCUUCUACAAAGACAAGAACCCAAAAGGGUAACAUCGAAGACGCUCUCGAGAAAUUGCAGGCUAUUAUUGAUGCUGCAUCAUAUGUUCCACCGCCUCCUUCAGAAGAGCAAAAGAAAAGGAUUGAAAAAUUGGCUGCUGUUGGAGAGCAAAAGAGGAUUCUGAACAAAAAAGCUCUCUCACAAAAGAAAACAUUCAGGAGGAAUAGAGAUAGUUGGGAUUGACUAUAAGGAUAAUUCAGAUCACAAUUAGAGAGAUCUUUUUCCUGUUGAUCUAAACACACUACUGAAUAGUACUGAAUAGAAGAAGAAUAAAUUGAAAUCACUGGCUUAACAUAUGAGGAGAAAAAUAUACCUCUACAGUGCAUAAACGAGCGAGUCCAUCCAUUUCCAUGCGAGGUAAAGAAGCGCAAUCUUUCGUAUAGUUAACAAUCCCGGUUUCAUUUCACUGCUCCUCUCUCUCCUUAAUCAGGGUGAUUUGUGUUGAUUACCAUUAUAAAUAGCCAGAGGCUUUUAGUCCAAAAUCUUGUACAUUUGUAGCUGUAAUUGUUGUUGAAUUUUGCAUCUGUAAGUGUAUCUGUUGCUGCAAAUUAACUCGAAAUGUUACAUGAAUGUAUGCACUCUUUAUAUCCCUACUUGACUUACUCGAUUUCUGAAUU